This is a messenger RNA of Drosophila busckii, 2026 nucleotides long. RefSeq names its product vesicle-associated membrane protein/synaptobrevin-binding protein (gene Vap33). Gene Ontology annotation, biological process: endoplasmic reticulum membrane organization. NCBI's taxonomy places the organism in Eukaryota, Metazoa, Arthropoda, Insecta, Diptera, Drosophilidae. The coding region runs from base 382 to 1182 and encodes 266 amino acids. The record is from RefSeq and is a predicted model, not a curated record. The transcript is spliced from 7 exons. Gene Ontology annotation, molecular function: FFAT motif binding. Gene Ontology annotation, cellular component: plasma membrane; endoplasmic reticulum membrane.
UUAGACGGCGGUGACGGAUUUUUUUUUUUUGCAUACAUUUACCGAUAUUUGGCCAUAGACCAAGGCGCAGGCACAAAAUAAGAAAGAAAAAAACAAGCGAAACCGAAAGCAAAACCCAUCGGGUCGAGUGUCUUCAUAUCAAAAGUGUGCUAAAAACUAUAAGAAUCCGCGAGGAAACUAACUUAAGUUUUAUCUGUAGCGCAUACCAAACGCAGGGCCGUUGGGAAAGCAAGUCGGAAUAACAAGCGCAAACAGGCCGUCGACGUGAAAAAUAAAUAAUACACACAUAGAGAGGGAGAGAGAGAGACAAAUAAAGUUAUUAACCAGCAGCAGCAGCAAAGCACAAGUCAACACGAAAAGAACGACGAAAAAUAUAUUAAAAUGAACAAAACACCACAAUUUGAUGUGCCGCUGACCAUUGAGCCAGAGCAUGAGUUGCGCUUUAUUGGUCCGUUCAGUCGGCCAGUGGUUACAGUCAUGACACUUAAAAAUAAUGCGUCCGGAACACUGGUCUUUAAAAUAAAGACCACUGCUCCCAAACGUUAUUGUGUACGUCCCAAUAUUGGAAAGAUUGCUCCAUUUCGCUCGACCCAGGUCGAAAUAUGCCUGCAGCCCUUUAUGUACGAUCAGGCGGAGAAGAACAAGCACAAGUUUAUGGUACAGAGCGUGCUGGCACCACCAGAUGUCGAUUUAACUGAUCUUAACAAGUUGUGGCGGGAGCUGGAGCCCGAUACACUUAUGGAUGCAAAGUUGAAAUGUGUUUUUGAAAUGCCCAGCGGUGAGGCGAAUGCGGAGAAUAAUAAUGCUGCUGGUAAUGUCGGUACUGCCGGCAAUGUUGGUGGCACCAUUGUGGCUGCUAGUCAGGGCAUGACCGAGACAAUGAAGGGUGAUGCGCCCAAGCUGUCCAUCGAAGAGCAGUCCUCGAAUCUUUCUGAUGCCACAGAGCAUGUUGAAUCUCUGGCGGCUGAGCUUAAGGAGAUGCGCGAUCAGGUCAGCGAAUUAAGAAGAGAGAAUCUUCACUUGAAGGAUCAAGUAACACGCUAUCGUAGCUCGACGGCCACUAAGCAAAUGAAUGAGCCUUAUGCUCCUGUUUUGGCUGAGAAACAGAUUCCGGUAUUUUAUAUAGCAAUUGCUAUUGCUGCAGCUCUCUUGGGUCUGCUGCUUGGAAAGUUUCUGCUUUGAAUGCCAUAUUUACAACUACAGCAACCACAACAGCAGCAACAACCACAACAACAACAGCAACAUCAACAACGAAAUCCACAGUAAAGAAACGCAAAGCAGAGCAGCAGCUAAACUACAAACAUUUCUGCAAUAUACAAUAAACUUUUAUUGUUCUGCAGAAUGUAACUUCCACUCUCUCUCUCACACACACACACACACACUCUAUUAACGUUGGCCAGAACGACAACAACAACUGCAGCAACAAAAUUGACAUUAAAUGAAUUUCAGUCACUAGACAUGCAUAGACGCAGCCCAGCGCCUUAUUAAUUAAUUUUGUUUACAUAAAUUUCUGUUGCACCGAAACUUUAAUAUUUAUAUUUUAUAACACAUAAAUUAAAGCAAAGAAUGCUAGAUAUACUUUUGCGCAGAACAAUAUUUUGUACAAGCAAGCAAAAGUUUAUAAAUUUUAAUGUUUUUUUUUUCAUGUUUGGCUGAGUUUAUGUACGCUCAAAAUUUAGUUUUUUAUCAGACGAAAGCACAUGCACAUAAAUGUUCGUUUAGCUAAUGUAAUUGUUAAAUACAGUAAGCAGUAAAGAAAAAGAAAAAACAAAAACUAAUUAUAUAUGAACAUAAUGUAGUGCGAGAGCGAGACAACACUUGUGCUCUCUUUCUCUCUCUCGUUGCAUGCUGCAUUUGCGUGUCUUUUCUAUCUAGCGUUAAUUUCUUCAAACAAUUAAGACACAAAUAUUUAUACACACACACACACGCCCAAAACUAUGUUGUUUUUAUAUCUAAUCACACACACACUUAAAUAGAAGGACAUUGAAAAUUAUAUUAGCGCAUGUUACGUUACAUUUAAAACUCA